AUGAAACAUGAUUUUUUGAAGGAAAAGGAGUUAAAAAUAAUUGAGAAAAUCGGUGAAGGAGCUUUUGGAUAAGUGUUUAAGGGAUUGUAUAAAGGAGAAGAAGUAGCAAUAAAAGUAAAAUAUUGUGAAAUGAAUAGUCUAUGUAAGGGGCAUAAUUAUAGGAAACAUCAAUAAUGGAAAGUCUUAAACAUAAAAAUAUUAUAAAAUUUUACAAGGUUGAGAUUGUUAAGAUUAAAUAUAGUAUUUAAAGUAGGGAAAUAAUCAAUAUUUGGUAAUGGAAUAUGCUGGAGGUGGUUCUUUAAGUGAUUACAUGAAAUAAAGUUUAGAUGAGGAAACAAUAAGUUGUAUAAUGAAAUCAAUAUUUGGAGGAAUAGAGUAUCUCCAUUCUAAAUAGAUUAUUCAUAGAGAUAUUAAACCAGGUAUCGUUUUUGUAUAUAUAAUUAGAUAAUAUCUUAAUAAAAUAUAGUGAUGAUCUUUCAAGUGUUAAGAUUGCUGACUUUGGUUUAAGUUACUAGUAUAUGCCAGAAAUUCGUUAUUAUUAAACAGUUUCGUAAUAAUGUGGUACAUUUAUAUUUAUGGCACCUGAAUAAAUUUUAAAUAAAUCAUACAAUAAAGCAGUUGAUAUGUGGUCAUGUGGUGUUGUCUUAUUUAUGUUAUUAAAUCAAGGAAAGCAUCCAUUUUAUCCUAGAAUUUCAACCAAAAAGGAAUUUAUAAAUAGUUUUCCAGAUCUUAAAUAUGAACAACCUUUACAUGCAUCACCAUUGGCAAGAGAUCUUCUAUAAAGAUUAUUAUAAUAUGAUUAAGAUUCUCGAUAUACAGCUGCUUAAGCAUUAGUUCAUCCAUGGAUAACUAGAAAUUUUAAUCAUCCUAUUCCUAUGAGUGUUAAAGAAUUUGGAACUUGUCAAGAAUUAAAAAAAAAAGUAAAAGUUUUAUCAUAAAAAUUAGUUUUUUUAAUUCUUUAAGGCUGUUCUAUUUUUAAAUUAAGUACAAUAAGAUUCAAUUAAAUAAUCUCCAAUUCAAUCUAAAACAGAUUUAGGAGAUUUUAAAAUAUCAAUUGUUGAAUUUGAUGAAGAUAAUUAUGAUUAAGAAUGUGAAGAUACAAAUAGUCCUAAAAAUUAAUAAUUCUUUAAUAAAUUAUCAAUACAAAGACCUAGUAAAAUAUUAAAAUCAUAUCGAACACUUAAUAACAUACCUUAUAAAGGUAAACAUUAUUAAUUGAAUGCUAUUCUUAAUUAAACUAAUGAAUCACCAAUUAGAGAAUUAAAAAAAAUAAAAUUACAAUAAUAAUUUAGCAUUGAUAAUGAAUAAUUCAUUAUUCCAAUAGAUCCAGAGUCUCCUAAAAAAAAUCUAAGAGGAUCAUAAUCAAAUAAACUUCUUUUACCUGCAUUAACAGAAUCAACAUAAAUAUCCCUUAGUCCUAUUAAAUAAAAAUAAAAACCACUUAUCAAAUAAAAUUCUUUUCGAAAAUCAGAGACAUCUUUUUUUAUGGGGUUAAAUAGAAUGAAUAAUGAUUCUGCUUUAGAACCAGGAACUUUGAGGAAUAGAGUUGAAACAUAUGAUAAAACUCAAAUUCCUGUUAUAAAUACAUAAAGGUUUUAUGGAAGAAAUACAAUUACAAAUCUAGUGAUAUCUCCAAAGAAUAACAUUGCUACAUCAACCAAUCUUCUUAUACCAAAGAAAAUAAUAUGA
Paramecium pentaurelia is the source of this 1689-nucleotide messenger RNA. The record is from the annotation of a GenBank genome assembly. Lineage: Eukaryota; Ciliophora; Oligohymenophorea; Peniculida; Parameciidae.